Molecule: messenger RNA, 1386 nt
Organism: Recurvomyces mirabilis
Lineage: Eukaryota; Fungi; Ascomycota; Dothideomycetes; Mycosphaerellales; Teratosphaeriaceae
Exons: 2
Coding region: 1-1386 (461 amino acids)
Biological process (GO): transmembrane transport
Cellular component (GO): membrane
Molecular function (GO): transmembrane transporter activity
Source: RefSeq, a predicted model, not a curated record
AUGGCCACCACAACCGAAACAUCGCAAAUCGAGCUCAGCACGAUGAGUCCUCCGCAGAACUCGAUCGAUCACAACAACAAACCCAGUUCCUCCCGAGCCGAAGCAGACGACACUAUCGUUCUCACCGCACAAGCCUCCCAGCACCCUGACAACGACAGCACAAUCGCCACACCAGCUCCAGAUGGCGGCUACGGCUGGGUCAUCGUCGCCUCCUGCUCCCUCAUCACCUUCUCCUUUACCGGCUUUACCGGGUGCUGGGGCAUUCUGCAAGCUCAUCUCCUCGAGACUUCAAUGAAAGAGGUGCAGCCCUCCACCAUUGUCUUUGUCGGAUCACUGGCAUCUUCGGCUUGUGUGGCUGUUGGGUUAAUCAGUGUUCGCCUCAAUCGUCUUCUCGGUGCCAGGACGGGGGCGAUGAUUGGCAUACUUCUCCUUGGACUUGCUCAGAUAUUCUCCGGCUUCGCUACGUCGAAUAUUGGGGCCUUGUUUGCUGCAUCGGGAGCUAUCUCAGGCCUAGGAAUGUCCUUCCUCUACACCAUCUGCAAUUCCAUCCCAACCCAAUACUUCACCACCAAACUUGGCACAGCCAACGGUCUGAUCAAGCUGGGUGGCGGUAUUGGCGCGACCGUUCUCGCUCUCGCCUCGGAAGCUAUGAUCCAAUCUGUCGGCCUAGCUUGGACUUUCCGCAUUAUCGGCUUCAUGACUCUCGCCACGGGCCUCCCGGCCGCUGCUUUGCUGAGAGACCGCACUAAACCUCGCAAUGUCCCGUUUGUCGAGCUUUCAAUGUUCAGAAAUCUAGCAUAUACCUGCGUCUUCAUCGGCGCCGCCCUCUCGACCUUCACCCUCUUCGUCCCGCCAUUCUUCCUUCCACUGAUGGCCCGGUCCGUAGGUCUCUCUUCUGGUGUCGGAGCAGGCCUAGUAGCAGGUUACAACGCCUGCAACGCCUUCGGUCGGUUCGCCUCUGGCCCUACUUGCGAUCGCAUCGGCGCAAACAAUACAUUCGUCAUCGGGACCUUGAUCAGCGCGGCAAGUAUGCUAGCCAUCUGGCCUCUAUCCUCGAACCUCACACUCCUAGCAACCUUUGCAGUCCUGAACGGUAUAGCCAACGGCUCUUUCUUCGUCACGAUGCCUACAGUUGUGGCUCGCAUGUUUGGCCCAGCUAGAGCAGCAGUGGCGAUGAGUCAGGCGAUCACGGGGUGGACGGUCGGGUAUCUGCUUGGACCGCCUAUUGCGGGUUAUCUAAUUCAGGCUACGCAUGCUGAGGCGAAGGUCGGACUGGAUCCGUAUCGGCCGGCCAUCUUCUAUGCGGGUGGGACGGCGGCGGCGAGUGCGGUGUUUGUUAUGGUUGCUAGGUUUGCGACGGAGAAGAAAGUGCUGAAGAAGAUUUGA